This is a messenger RNA of Fusarium poae, 1578 nucleotides long. RefSeq lists its product as uncharacterized. Gene Ontology annotation, cellular component: microtubule; kinesin complex; nucleus. The transcript has 2 exons. Bases 1 to 1578 code for a protein of 525 amino acids. Gene Ontology annotation, biological process: microtubule-based movement. Gene Ontology annotation, molecular function: microtubule motor activity; ATP hydrolysis activity; ATP binding. The record is from RefSeq and is a predicted model, not a curated record. NCBI's taxonomy places the organism in Eukaryota, Fungi, Ascomycota, Sordariomycetes, Hypocreales, Nectriaceae.
AUGUCUCCUCCUCCCCCUCGACGAGCGACGGCGCGGCCUUCUGCCUUUCCCGAUCAACCCGACGUCAGCAACACCGAUGUUCCCUGCGACCCUUCAGCAGAGUAUGCUAUUGUCAUCUCUAUGUAUGAAGUACACAACGACCGUAUAUAUGAUCUCCUUACUCCGGCCGUUAAAUCCGCCACCACUAAAGAGCCGCGACGCCGUGCCUUGUUAUUCAAGUCGACCGAACUAUCACCCGACCGAAAAGUUGUUGCGGGCCUACGAAAGGUCAUCUGCUCGAACUAUACAGAAGCAUUGACAGUCAUUGAGACUGGUCUGCAGGAGCGCCGAGUUACUGGUACCGGUAGCAACAGUGUUUCGAGUCGAAGCCACGGAUUUUUCGUAUUCGAGGUCAAGAAGCGAGCGCGUGGCAGAAAACCUGGACCCUGGGGGGGAAGCAAGUUUACAAUUGUCGAUCUGGCGGGUAGCGAGAGAGCACGCGAGGCGAAGACAGCUGGUGCUACACUUGUAGAGGCUGGCAAGAUCAACGAGAGUUUGAUGUAUUUGGGUCAAUGCCUUCAAACGCAAAGCGAGGCUGCCAGCUCUAGCAAGCCAAACAUUGUCCCUUUCCGACAAUGCAAGCUCACUGAGCUUCUCUUUUCCAACUCAUUCCCUUCAUCCUCUUCUUCACAGCCUCAAUCUCCUCGUCGUAACCCACAAAGAGGUGUGAUGAUAGUCACGGCCGACCCCAGGGGAGACUUUAACGCUACAUCACAGAUCCUUCGGUAUAGUGCUCUUGCACGCGAGGUGGCGGUACCUCGUGUCCCUUCCGUUACAAGCACCAUUCUUUCUCCGACCCAAAAUCGUUCGAUCAGCCCGACGCUUAACCAUAACCAUUUGCGCCCAAUGGUACCGUCGCACCAUGUAUCGUAUAGAAAUUACACUCCUCAGAUGAACGCCGAUGACCGUGCGACCAUGGAGGUUGCUGCGCUUGAGAUUGCUCGACUUAGUGAGGAGGCCGAUCAAUUGCGUGAAGAGGUCGAUCGACAAGCUGAAGCACGAUUCGCCGCUGAAGCUCACCUCCUGUCUAUGGAAGAUCGCAUGUUGGACCUCGAAGCAGCUAUUCGCGAAGAGUGCGCUAACGAGUUUGAGCAACGUCUGGCUCUCGAAAUGGCUCGAUGGAAGAAUUCGAUGUCCAUCGAGCAGGAGCGCACUGAGGAGCACUGGGACCGGAAGAUUGAAGUUCUUGAACGUGGCCUGGCUACCGACGAGGAUGGCGAUAAAGAAAAUGUUCUAAUUGAAGACCUUGAAGAGGAAGUUGAUAGACUCCGUCGCGAGAACGGCAUUCUCAAACGCGAACUCGCCUCCCGCAGUCCCACAAAGCGCAGACCUCUCGAAGAGCGAGAAGACUUUGCUGCACCUGCCGCAAAACCACCAAGAGGCGAUGCCAGAGUCGAUAGCGUUACGAACCUUGGGCGAAAAUUGGAGCGCAUGCGUGUCGGUGAAAAAGUAAAGCCUGUACCAGUUGGUAGCGGCAGUCCUAAGAAAAUGCGCAAGUUGGGAACCAAGAAAUGGGAACACGAAGAAGACUUGGAAUAG